UAAAACUAAUGACGUAACUUCUUAGUGUGUUUGUUGUGGAUUGCUGUGAACUAACUAAGAGAUGUCAGAAAAGAAAACUCGCUUACAUUAACAGUUAAAGUGACCAUAACCCUAGCCCGGAAGUCUCGUUAUACAAUCAGCACCAUGGCGGAGGGGCAGCUGUACUCUUUGAAAUGGAAUAACUAUGUGGACCACAUCAGGACAACGUUUGCUUCUCUACGGGUCGACCGCGACCUCAUUGAUGUCACCCUCAGCUGCGAAGGAAAGAGGAUCACAGCCCACAAAAUGCUCCUGUCUGCAUGCAGCCCCUACUUCAAGAGCAUCUUCAAGGAAAAUCCGUGCCAACACCCAGUCAUUGUUUUCCGCAACAUUGCGUUUGAUGACCUUGCUGCCCUGAUUGAGUUCAUUUACAAUGGCGAGGUGGGUGUUGCUGAGGAAAACCUCGCCUCAUUCCUCAACACAGCCGAGCUGCUUGAAGUCCAAGGACUCACUAAAAGUGGCCAACCUGCCAAGAAAAGAAAUUUGGAGACUUCACCUGAAGAGAUCAAGACUGCAUCUACCUCUAUAUUGAGCGUUUCUCUUGAGCCUGAACUACCGCUCGAAGCCAACCCCUUGCUGACCAGCAUUCCCAACAUUUCGCCAGAAUCUGCUGCUCCUUUAGUGAGCAAGAGGAGGCGACGAGUUUCUCCUCCCCGCAAGGAGGACGCCGCACCAAAUGUUUCAGCUGUUCCUGUUGAUGAGCCUGUGAUCGAACCAUUCUCUGACCUCCCUUUGAAAACGGAGGCUGUGGAUGAGGAGGUGUCAAUUACCUCAGAUCAUGGCCAGUAUGUUGCAGAAGAUGAUGACAUGGCUCAAGGCGAUGCAUAUGAGGGAGCAGAUGAAUCUCAUGAACUGGAGCAAAACGAUGGGCAGGAUGGAGACCAAAGUGCGCAAGAGAAAGACGUCUCCCCAGUCGUCACGGACGUUUAUUCGCUGAGCGAGCGGUACUCCCAAAGGCGUAUCAUGUCGCGGCGCCAAAAGCAUAAACCUACCAAUAACGAGGACAGAGUUCUCGAUCCCGCGUCUGUCGUGUCGGCCACACUGGGGGCUGAAACAGCCGACGAACCUCGCGACAUUCAGGCCGAUCAACCGCGCGUCAUACAGAUCGGCAACUCGUUCAAGUGCAGCGUAUGUGGCAACACGUUCAGGCACUACAGCGGCUGUAGUGGGCACUUGAAGUCGCACCUCGGCCUUACGAAAUGCUGGAUUUGCGGCAGAGUUAGCACUAACUUGUGGAACUUGGACAUGCACCUAAGGGUGCACCGAAAUGUACAAUGCGGCCACUGCGGAAAAACAUUCUCCAACGCGCUAGAUCUGAAACGACAGCACGGGCUUGUUUGCAAACGCAAGAAGUACAAAGCGUUAGUUUAUGUCAUGGCCAAAAAGUAGCCUCCGAUGCUGGGAGAACAGCCAAUUGUAUAGAUCAGAUUUUGAAUCCCCCCAAAAAUUUUGUAUUAACAAUAAGAUAUAAUAAAUAUAAUAAUUAUUGUUCAUUUAUGCUGCGAAUAGUAUCAAUACAUAGAAAAUAAAAUCAGGUUCAUUUCUGAGGAAACUGCGUUGUGUAGUGUAAUUUACAAGUUUGAUCAUUUUUAACUCUUAUAACUCUUGUGACAAAACAGUGCUUGUAUCCGCGAUUGUUCCAAUAACCGCAAAUGAAGUUAGUGUUUUACUAUCUCUCUUUCGGCCUGUACGGUCUAUGAUAUUCGCUCAUCAUCCUUUUGGACCCACAUGGCUCGUUUAGCAGCUGCUGUAAACAAAAGCAAUGGUGGUAAUGUUUUCAUCUUGAGGGAAUAAUAAAUAAAUAAAUAAAAAGAUCGCGCCUCAUCAAGAAUAGGCGUGUAGAUAAUUAAUUCUGUUGGCCGCUACGAUUGAGGUCAAUUAUCACUGAGCUUUUGAAAAAAGUAAAAAUUGAACUUUAAAGGAGCAUACUUAACUGAUCGAAUUUUAAUUGAAAAAAUCACCACAAACCUGUAAAAAGAUUACAGCUCCGCGAUUGAAAAAUAUGCACCUUAAUUUUCAUCUGGAACCUUUCUUUUGUAUUGUUAUUCUAAAUUGGCAACUGACAAGGAAACCCUGGAUACCGACCAAAAUUAUUAGUUUUUCUUCGGACAAUACGUGAGAUUAGAAGAAAAUGACCGCGAUGAAAAGUAAGCUACAGAGGCUAACCUUGGUUUAGGGUUUUCCAUGUUUAUUUUGGAAAACUGCAAUUUAAUUGUGAAAUUAGGUUUGUAGAGUUGUUUGUUGCGUAUUUUUUCGUAAUUUUUACUCCCUCGAUUUUUAUCGAAUUUUACGAUAUUUUUAUGUUGUAUUGGUAAAAUGCUGGAGAUGUUCCAAAAAAUUGAUAUAAUUAAGAAAAAUGCUUUAACUAAUUUAAGAGAUAAAGAGCUGCGAUGUGUCCUGAAUGAAAUUUAAAUUUUGAAAAA
Molecule: messenger RNA, 2462 nt
Organism: Cloeon dipterum
Lineage: Eukaryota; Metazoa; Arthropoda; Insecta; Ephemeroptera; Baetidae
Product: protein jim lovell-like
Exons: 7
Coding region: 145-1428 (427 amino acids)
Biological process (GO): regulation of transcription by RNA polymerase II
Cellular component (GO): nucleus
Molecular function (GO): protein binding; DNA binding
Source: RefSeq, a predicted model, not a curated record